AUGGCGGGCGGAAAGGAGGAUUUGGCCCAUGAGGUCGGCCUGGAUGCGAAUUCCCAGGAUGACCGAGAUAUGGAGCGUUUAGGGAAAGCUCAACAGUUUAAGCGAAACUUCCGUUUUUAUUCAAUUCUGGGAUUUACGACGACGUUGAUGGCCUCGUGGGAGUCGAUUCUUCUCACGAGUACCUAUGGCCUGAUUGACGGUGGCCGAGCUGGCAUGGUUUAUGUUUAUCUCGCGUCGUUUGUGGGAUUUUUCGCAUCUGUCAUUUCCAUGGCUGAGAUCUCCUCAAUCGCCCCAACCUCCGGAGGUCAAUAUCACUGGGUCAGCGAAUUCGCAGCUCCGCGAUGGCAACGAUUUUUGAGCUAUCUGACUGGGUGGCUGUCGGUUCUGGGAUGGCAAGCAGCUUUCGCUAGUAUUUGCUUCCUCUGUGGGACCCUGAUCCAAGGCCUCCUCGUCUUCAACUACUCGGGCACUACGGGAUAUAUCUAUGGCUAUGAGCGCUGGCACGGAACUCUACUGACUAUGGCGAUUGCUGCUGUCGGGACGUUGGUCAACACCUAUGGCGCCAAGUUUCUGCCUCCCCUGGAGGGCAUCAUUCUGGGCCUCCACAUUUUCGGAUUCGUCGCCGUUCUGGUGCCAAUGUGGGUGAUGUCGCCUGGCCAGGCCCCGUCAUCUGAAGUAUGGACCGUGUUUGGCAACGAGGGUGGCUGGCCGAGCAUUGGCCUGGCGUGUCUAGUAGGACAGCUUACCCCCAUCUUCUCAUGGACUGGGCCCGAUGCUGCAACUCAUAUGGCCGAGGAGGUUCAAAAUGCAGCUCUUGUCGUUCCUUGGUGCAUGGUAUCUACUGCCUUGAUCAAUGGCGGCCUGGGAUUCGUUAUGCUUGUUACUCUUCUGUACAAUAUGGGUGACAUAGCCGAUGUUCUCAGCCCUGCGAGCGGCUUUUCGUUCAUCCCAGCAGUCCACCAUGCCACAGGCUCCGUCGCCGCCACCAACGGCGUGGCCGCGAUUAUCCUAGUCAUGGAAGUCUGCAGUGCGAUCGGUAUCCUAGCGACAGCUUCUCGCCAGACCUUUGCCUUUGCUCGUGAUAGCGCCCUUCCUUUCUCUCGAGCCCUUGCCCACGUCAACCGUCGUACUAAAAUCCCUGUCACCUCGGUCCUUGUUUCGACUAUUAUCACUCUGCUACUGAGCUUGAUCAACAUUGGCUCCACUGCCGCUUUCAACGCGAUUGCCUCGGUUAUGAUUGCUGCAUUGUUCACCACGUAUAUUUUGUCGAUCGGCGCAUUCAUUCGAGCUCGAUUCCAGCCAGGCGGAAUCCCACCUGCUCGGUUCUCGCUGGGAUGGCUGGGAUUGCCUAUCAACGUUUUCUCCGUGGCGUAUCUCUGUUUUGCUAUCAUUUUUACCUUCUUCCCGACUGCCGCAAACCCAACACCCGUGGACAUGAAUUGGUCCAUCCUUGUCUUUGGAGUAGUGGUGAUUUUCGCUGUUAUACAGUACCUUGCCCACGGUCGCCUUGUCUAUCAGGCCCCAGUGACGCAAGUCCGGAAGACGGAAUGA
Messenger RNA from Penicillium subrubescens, 1551 nucleotides. RefSeq lists its product as uncharacterized. The coding region runs from base 1 to 1551 and encodes 516 amino acids. The transcript has 6 exons. Lineage: Eukaryota; Fungi; Ascomycota; Eurotiomycetes; Eurotiales; Aspergillaceae. The record is from RefSeq and is a predicted model, not a curated record. Gene Ontology annotation, biological process: transmembrane transport. Gene Ontology annotation, cellular component: membrane. Gene Ontology annotation, molecular function: transmembrane transporter activity.